AUGUCAUCUGAAAAAUUAAUAACAGUAGAAGAAUUACAAUCAAAUCUUCUUAAUGCUUAUCAUGAAGAAUUUCCAAAUGAUGAACCAACUAUAUGUGCAUUUGCACCUGGUCGAGUAAAUUUAAUUGGUGAACAUUCUGAUUAUAAUAAUGGUUUUGUUUUUCCAAUGGCUAUAUCAGUUGGUACAAUGAUUAUGGGAAAAGCAUUAGAUGAUCAAGAAAAUAAGAAAUGCUAUUUUCGUACAUUAGCUCAGGAUCUCAAAGAAUCUAAAUCAUUUGAAUUGGAUUUAAUGGAACCAAUAACACGAUUAGAAUCACCUAAAUGGGGAAAUUAUGUUGUUGGUGUUCUUGCUUUAUUUUUAGAACGUAUUAAAGCAAAUAAAAAAAAACCAUUCCGUGCACUUAUAUCAACAUCAGUACCUAUUGGUGGUGGUCUUAGUUCAUCAGCAUCAAUUGAAGUAGCAAUGUGUACAUUUCUUGAAAUACUUUAUCAAGAUGAAUAUGCACAUGAUUUACAAUUAACGAAUAUUGAAAAAGCUUUAUUAUGUUGUAAAGCUGAACAAACAUAUGCAAAUGUACCAUGUGGAAUUAUGGAUCAAUAUACAUCAUGUUUAGCUAAAGCUGAUAAUGCUAUAUUAAUUGAUUGUCAAAAUAAUACUUCAAGAUAUGUUUUAUUUAAUGAUAAAAGUUUAUGUAUAUUAGUAACGAAUUCAAAUGUCAAACAUGAAUUAGUUUCAGGAAAAUUUGCUGAAAAUGUUGGACAUUGCCAAUAUGCUGCUAAAAUUUUAGGUCAUAAUACUUUACGUGAUGUUGCAUCAAUUGAUGAACUCGAACAAGCACAUGAUAAAAUGUCACCAAUUACAUAUCGCCGUGCGCAUCAUGUUAUAACUGAAAUUCAACGUACACAAGCUGGUGCACAAGCUUUAGAAAAUGAAGAUUAUAAUGAAUUUGGUCGUCUGAUGUAUGAAAGUCAUGAAUCAUUACGUACAUAUUUUGAGGUAUCCUGUGCUGAAUUAGAUCAACUUGUUGACUUAGCACGUUCAGUUGAUGGUGUUUUUGGUUCUCGAAUGACUGGUGCUGGUUUUGGUGGUUGUACAGUAACAUUAGUCAAAAAAUCAUCUGUUGAAAAAUGUAUGGAAACAAUUAAGAACAAUUACAAAGGUAAAGCAAGUUUUUAUCAAUUUGAACCAAGUGAUGGCGCUCGUUCCAUUGAUAUAAAAAAGCCGAAUGAUAAAUAA
This is a messenger RNA of Rotaria sp. Silwood1, 1236 nucleotides long. Lineage: Eukaryota; Metazoa; Rotifera; Eurotatoria; Philodinida; Philodinidae. The record is from the annotation of a GenBank genome assembly.